AUGUCCAUCUCAAAUCCGCAUCAUUUCGCUGCUCAGCAUUGCAUUGCCAAGUUAACGGAACACAUCUCUUCACCAUUGCGCCGCGCGGCCGUCCUCGGUAAAGAAGAGCGUGCGACAAUCCACGAUGCGCUUUCGCAAUGGAGGAGUCGAACAGCCUCAGCCAGGCUUUGGUUGGCAGCUCAGUAUCCCGAUCCAGGCUCCAUUCCCCAACCAUUAAUCUUCGACAUGAGAGAGCUCGAGGAGAACAUCGAUAACCUGGCCUUUGUCGCAGCCCACAAGGCUCUCGGAAUCUUCCUAAACGUCGUCCAGGUUGUGGCCUGCAGCCAGACUAAAAUUCCCGCAAAGACUAAUGCAGGUCAGCCGCAGCAGCCGGUCUCCAGCUGGGAUCACACCGAGGCCGAUCUGCUCCAGAGACUUAAAAAACAACAUGACCUUGAUCAUUUGGGCAAAGGCAUGGAACUCUUCCGGCGUUUGGUGAUUAGAGACUACUACGGCACCACCAUCACCCAGAUCCGGAACCACGUGGAUGCCCUCCAGCUGGGAGCUUGCCAGUUGAGUCCCCACCCCGUGUCGGAAUGCCCGCGCCUGAAGCUUUUGGGCAGGACCCAACAGCAGCUGCUCAGAGACUUAGCCGACGCAGCAAAAACUCUGUGGGCGGAGUUUGCAGACCCUACCCACCUCAUGGCCCGGUAUCAGAUCGAGACAAAUAUGGACUCCAUUAUGGUCAAAGAACGUCAAUCUGAAACCUUUGAGCUGCUCAAUGGAAUGGUAGCCGAGGCGCUCGACUGCACCUGUGAUGUUAAGCUGGGCGGUGCAAACAAGAUCAGGUCCGCCAUACCCCAAUGCCCAAAGAUCCGAGUACAUGGUUGGCGUUUUCGGCUCGCUGUCCUGGUUGAACACAUGAGGACUUGUUUGCCGCUACUGCGAUUCAAACUGCGCGUGGCGCCCAACCGACUAAAGUUUGACGAAAAGAAGACAUCAGAAGCAGCCAGAACUAUGCGCACCUGGCACCGUGUUAGAGCGGCCAUCGUAGGCCGCGGAUAUCGUCAUGCGGCACUGCUGUUUGCUGUCGCAGUCCUUCUCAACGCAUCUUUCAACAUUUUUGUCGGUGGUUUCCUGGGCAAUGAUCCUGUCGCUGAUAUACGCGUUGCUCUCGCACGGCCAGACCUUCUUUGGUCUGAAAUCCUGGAGACGCCUCUGUCGUCCUAUGUCUCCUUCCAUUUACAAUUUGCCUCACUUAUAAUUGCCGCAAACCAAACCAUCUCGGGUAUCCUGACAGCUUGCAACCAAGGCUCGAGAUCGAGUGGGAUGGCAGCCAUCUCCGCACCAUUCUCCGACUUACUGAAGGUUACCUUGAUGGUUUCUGCGCUCGCGAUAGUACAACGCGUGUUUUGCCUGGCGAUGCAACUAGUCCCACUGGGCAUAACCUUUUCGGCCCUUCACGGUGGUGCUCUCAGUAAUUGGAAGCUGCUGAUAGACGAGGACCUCACGGGUCCAACGUCUGACCCGUCGCGCUAUUUCACAGCGAUUCAAAUAACUUUCAGCAUCAUCAAUGCCGCAACUCUCCUUCUUCUUCUAGUAAUGCUCGUCUCAAAGCGCCGUUUCGCCUUGCCCGUCAUGGUGUAUGCGGCGGCACGCUGCAUCUGGUACGCCGUUGGCCAUCGCUCCGUCGUCUACCUGCCGCUCGAGGCCGCCAACUUCUUCGUCGCUGUUGGGUUCGCCACCCUGGGGAUCCUGUUGCUCCUCGAGGAGUUCCUCUGGGACCCGAUGCGACUAGAAGCAAGUCGCUACCUCGGUGUCAUGAGCCGGGAUGCUGCUCUACUGGCGUACAAAAAGUCGGAGCAGCGUGCCUUGCAUCAUUGCAGAGAAUACGAUCAGUCGUGGGAUGAAAUGCAGGCCUUGCCUUCUGAGGAUCAGGCUCGGCGGCUCCCGGGAUUCUACCAAACAUAUCUUGAGAUGUUGUUAUCCAUGCUUAAUUCUUGUGGGUAUCCAUCUGCCAAAAACAAGGUUUCUCGUGGUAAUGCAAGAUGA
This is a messenger RNA of Pyricularia grisea, 2031 nucleotides long. RefSeq lists its product as uncharacterized. The transcript has a single exon. NCBI's taxonomy places the organism in Eukaryota, Fungi, Ascomycota, Sordariomycetes, Magnaporthales, Pyriculariaceae. The record is from RefSeq and is a predicted model, not a curated record. Bases 1 to 2031 code for a protein of 676 amino acids.